This is a messenger RNA of Oppiella nova, 180 nucleotides long. The record is from the annotation of a GenBank genome assembly. NCBI's taxonomy places the organism in Eukaryota, Metazoa, Arthropoda, Arachnida, Sarcoptiformes, Oppiidae.
AUGUUUGGCACCAGAUUUGCGUCCAUACAUACCGGACAAUCAUACCUACCGGUGCUCAUGACACCGCUCUGUUACGGACCUCACUUUCCAUUUACUAAUAUAUCGCAAAUCACAACGUCUAUACGAGGCAUCACUUUUGCAGCGCUGUUGAAAAAUAACUCCAAGAUAUUCAUAUAUUGA